Molecule: messenger RNA, 1810 nt
Organism: Onychostruthus taczanowskii (white-rumped snowfinch)
Lineage: Eukaryota; Metazoa; Chordata; Aves; Passeriformes; Passeridae
Gene: P2RX3
Product: purinergic receptor P2X 3
Exons: 10
Coding region: 637-1644 (335 amino acids)
Biological process (GO): response to ATP; monoatomic cation transmembrane transport
Cellular component (GO): plasma membrane; nuclear inner membrane
Molecular function (GO): extracellularly ATP-gated monoatomic cation channel activity; purinergic nucleotide receptor activity; ATP binding
Source: RefSeq, a predicted model, not a curated record
CAAUGUGCCAGUGCCGGGAAUUCAGGUGUGCCGGAGCAGGUGACACGACGGGGACAGCCGGGAGAGUGUGCCGGCUGACAAGGCGGGACAGAGGAUCUCGGUGCGGGUGACACAAGGGGGACAGCCAGAGAGCGUGCCGCUGCGGGUGGCAGCGCAGGUGACAUGAUGGGGACAGCAAGGUGUCCUUACGGGUGACACAAGGGGGACAGCCAGGAGAGCGUCUCGGGUGGAUGACGGGAAGGGGACAGCGUGGGUGACACCGAGGGGCAGAGAAGCCACUCGGGCCCAGGGGAUGACAGAUGGGGAUGACCCGCUCUGGGGUCCCUGUCCCCGAGUGCUCCCGGGGUGACAGCAGCCACCGGCGGAGGGAUCACGAGCGGCUGUCGGGGACCGGCAUCUGCUGGCGCUGGCAGCUCCGGGGGCCGGGAUUCACGGGCAGGUCCGGGGGUGCCGGGGGAGGCAGGAGGGGCCCGGGGGGUGCCGGUGGUGUCCGGGAGUGGCUGUCCCCAGCGUCACCCGCGGUGCUGUCCCAGCUGGGUGUUCCUCCAUGAGAAAGCGUACCAGGUGCGGGACACGGCCAUCGAGUCCUCCGUGGUCACCAAGGUGAAGGGCGUGGGGCGCUACGCGGGGCAGGUGAUGGACACGGCCGACUACGUCACGCCCCCCCAGGGCACCUCGGUGUUCGUGGUGGUCACCAAGCAGAUCCGGACCGAGGACCAGGCGCAGGGCGUGUGCCCGGAGAGCGAAGCCGCGUUCCACUGCUCGGCGGACCGGGACUGCCGGGAGCUGAGCCCGGGCACGAGCAACGGGCUGCUGACAGGGCGCUGCGUCCCCUACAACGCGACCCUGCGCACCUGCGAGAUCCAGGGCUGGUGCCCGCCCGAGGUGGACACCGUUGAUGUCCCCAUCAUGCUGGAAGCUGAGAACUUCACCCUCCUCAUCAAGAACAGCAUCCGCUUCCCGCUCUUUGGCUUUGAGAAGACCAACCUGCCACCCCCUGGCAGUGGGGCGGAGCUGGGCCGGUGUCGCUUCCACCCACAGCUGCAGCCCCUGUGCCCCAUCCUGCGCCUGGGGGACGUGGCACGUCUGGCUGGGCAGGACUUCCCUGCGCUGGCUGCCACCGGGGGGGUGCUGGGGAUCAAGAUCGGGUGGGUGUGUGACCUGGACCGGGCCUGGGAGCGCUGCCUGCCCCGCUACUCCUUCACCCGCCUGGACAGCCUGGCCCGGACCCCUGCCCCUGGAUACAACUUCAGGCACGCCAGGUACUACCGCUGGCCUGAUGGCUCCGAGCGCCGCACCCUCAUCAAGGCCUUCGGGAUCCGCUUUGAUGUCCUGGUGUAUGGCAGUGCCGGGAAGUUCGGCAUCGUCCCCACCCUCAUCAACACGGUGGCUGCUUUCACCUCCAUCGGUGUGGUGAGUCGGGGACGUUCUCAGCCCCGGAGUGGUGACACCUCCCAGGGCACAAGGGGGAAAUCCCACGGCCACGGGGCAUGGGGACACAGCACGGCUGCAGGGUGGCAGUGGCCUGGCUCUGUGGGGGCGCGGGGGUGCUCCACAGUGCGGGGCCUCCCCACGCCAACGCUGCUGCCCCCAGGGCACGGUGCUGUGCGACAUCAUCCUGCUCAACUUCCUCAAGGGCGCUGAGCACUACAAGGCCCGCAAGUUCGAGGAGGUGUCAGAGGCCGGCAUGCCCGCCACCCCCUCAGCGUGUCCCCCCGGAGCGCUGGGGACCUGCUCCCGGGACAAGCAAUCCACCGACUCGGGCACCUUCUCCCUCGGCCUCUAGCCCCGGGGGCCAUGGGGCAGCCCC